UUGAUACCAUAAUGCAAAUGUUGAACAGCCAGGGCAACAGUGUUCAGGCUAUUCAUGCAUUUCCCGAUUGACUGCAUUGCACUUACACUAAAACGAAAGCAAAAACAGGCGUCGAGAAAACCAGGAAGAAAGUUCAUGGAAGGUGCUGUGCGUUUUGCAGGCUGGCGCGCUGUUCAAGACAGCAACACACUUUCAGAGGAUGAAGCUCCGGAAUCCGGCCGGGUCUACACAAUGUUUCAUGGCACACAUAUUGACAACGCCAAAGACAUCAUCAUCAACGGCUUCAAGCAGUCCACGCGCGGAAUGCUGGGCAAAGGCGUGUACGUCAGCCGCAACAUCCAGAAGGCCAAGUGCUACCCGCUCCGAACUGACAAGAACGACCAGGUUGUGUUCAAGCUCAAGGUCAACGUCGGCAAAGUUAAAAAAAUCGACGUCGACUACCAUCCACUGCGCACGACCUGGCACGACGACGGCUACGACUGCGCAUGGGUGCCUCCACACAGCAAUAUAUCAGCGAUCAAAUCCGGCCGAGAGGAGGACUGCGUGUGGGACACGAAACGCAUCACUGUGGUCGACGUGGCGUGUUGCGUGGACGAGGGGAAACGACGCAAUCUGCGUAACCUCAUCCGCAGACACGUGAGCAGCGACGAGUGUCCAGCAUGCCGCCAGAGCUCUCCGGACUUACCGCACGACGUGCGGGACUGCUGGGCGUGCGGGGGCAGGAUUUGUCCAUUUGAAAAAGAGCAUGUGUGUACAGCGCAGCAAUAUGUCCAGUGAAAGGUUAGUUCCCUACAUCCAGUACUGGAGGGCCAGCACAGUCAGGUAUGCGGAACUAAAGGCCUCCCAGGGAUGGAUUUUGGGAUCUGAACACAACUCUGCACUCUCAGGGAAUAAAAGGGUACUAUCUAUCCUUGUCGCUUAGGUGGUACGCUUAAGGUUACUCCUUUGUAGCUUUUGUCCCAGUUUACUUUUAAAGCUUUACAUUAAAACGUAUUCAUUCAUUUAUGUACCGUAAGUCCUUUAAAAAAUAGGCCUACACUAACAAUGUUUCCAUGUGUUAGAGAUAGUAUUAACAAUACAAAUGUACUACGUCAUCGACAAGGAAAGGUAGAAUUUAACAGCCUAUUUUUUUUUUCUGAGAAUAUGGGUGGUCAGUCACUGUGGCUUGUGCAACUCAGACAAUUAUGUUACUGUUUACAUCUCACAGACAAAACUGAAAACAACAAGAACAACAACAACAACAACAAAAAACAACAUGAAGGGUAUUUCUAUGAUGCAUUUGUGCACAGUAUAAUAGUAUAUACUAGGCUAGAAUUUGCUUUGUCUCUGAUGGCCAGUUUCUUUGUCUGUGAAUGUAAAUUAUAUCUAUGUUUUCUUUAUUUUGUGAUAAUUGAUGAUAUGACUCAUCACUGUGUUAACUAACCUAAUUUAAAAUAAUAAUAAUAAUAAUAAUAAUAAUUAUUAUUAUUAUUAUUAUUAUAUAGCUUAGGCAUGAACCAAUUAGUAAUACAUUUAGAAAGCUCACCAGAAGGGUUCACAGAGUAUCAAGAUGUGAAUAGAGGUGUUCAAUGGGACUAGAAUCCCACAGUAUGCAACAAAAAAAAAUUCACUCAAGUAGGAGAGUUUUGCUUUCAUACUUGCUAAGGUCGCGGUACAAACACAACAUUUGUUUAUGAAUAGGAGACACAGAGGGUUCUGUUUUGUCUAUUAUCAGUGAUUUGCUCCUGUAGCCUGACCCAAAUACUGCCUUAAUCACAUAUCUCUGCCAUAUUUCUGUACAAACUAGCCUGAAAUUCACAAAAUAAAUAUGUUUUUGUUUAUUGUAAAA
Molecule: messenger RNA, 1828 nt
Organism: Ictalurus punctatus (channel catfish)
Lineage: Eukaryota; Metazoa; Chordata; Actinopteri; Siluriformes; Ictaluridae
Gene: gig2o
Product: grass carp reovirus (GCRV)-induced gene 2o
Exons: 2
Coding region: 55-777 (240 amino acids)
Cellular component (GO): cytoplasm
Molecular function (GO): NAD+ poly-ADP-ribosyltransferase activity
Source: RefSeq, a predicted model, not a curated record